Messenger RNA from Megalopta genalis, 1790 nucleotides. It is a transcript of the gene shu, whose product is annotated as inactive peptidyl-prolyl cis-trans isomerase shutdown. Lineage: Eukaryota; Metazoa; Arthropoda; Insecta; Hymenoptera; Halictidae. The record is from RefSeq and is a predicted model, not a curated record. Gene Ontology annotation, biological process: piRNA processing; spermatogenesis. Gene Ontology annotation, molecular function: Hsp90 protein binding; peptidyl-prolyl cis-trans isomerase activity. Gene Ontology annotation, cellular component: cytoplasm.
UGUGUAUAUAUAUUUUUUAAAUUAAUUUUUAUUUAAUAAUCACUUAAUAUCGAGUAAACAUGUGUAUCACACCGUAAAUAUUACAUACUCAUAAAACGUGUUUGGACAUAGGUCGCGCUGUAGUAGCUUGGUCGUAUGUUUACGUUAGUGAUCAGUAGGAUACUAACCACGCGUGAGUGAUCGGAGGAGGUGAAUGUGUUCUAGUCUUCAUAUAAAUAUGAAAGUUUGAAUUGUGAGCGACGUGGAAUUUAUAAAUAUUUGAUGUUGAGGUAACGUGGAGUUUUAGUAGAUAUAAUUUAUCGAUAUACAUUAGUGUCAAGACCAGUAAAAUAGAAAACAGCAAAAGCACUUUGAAAAUGGCGAGUAAUACAAUGGGCGGAUUCACUCUACGAGACUUAACCGCGCAAGAUGGCGUCGUUUUUGAAAUCGGCGAAUAUAAGGAUAUCGAAGAAGAAGAAGAAUUUUCUUACUCGCCGCAUGUUUCGUUGACAAACGAGGAAGCCUUGAAUUUAUUAAAUAUGGAUGAUUUUGAAGAUAACGAAAACGAUGACAAUAAUGAUUGUACCAGAGAUGGUUCUUGUUCUAUUUUUGGUAUAAGUUUUGAAGAAUUGAAGACUAAAAUGACGGAUAUACUCGGAGAUGGCAAAAUUAUGAAGCUGGUUAAACGGAAAGGAAUUGGGGAAAAGAUACCUUAUGAUGCACAAGUUAUUGUAAAGUAUCUUGGCCACUUUGAAUACAAUGAUGAACCAUUCGAUUCUAGUUUCACUCGUGGAGGGGCAGAAACUUUCCAUCUUAACAAGGGUUCACUGUUACCUGGUUUGGAAAUUGGUAUAACAACUAUGAAGAAACAUGAGAUAGCAAUAUUCAUUGUGCAUCCUGAUCUGGCAUUUGGAAGAUUCGGUUGUGCUCCUCGUAUUCCCCCGAACGAGCAGAUCUUGUUCAUUGUACAUAUUAUAGACUUUGUAGACAAUGGAUCUGUAGAGACUCUUCAGAAUCUUUCCAUAGAAGAGAAAAGAAUAUUUGCAAAUGCUGUUAGACGGGUUCGGGCAAAGUUCAAUACUGCUAAGGACUGUUUUAAGAACAAAAGGAUCAAGCAAGCAAUAAAAGAGUAUGCAAGAGCAAUUCACUGGUUGGAAGAAGCUGAGCUAAAAAAUGAUGAAGAAGAAGAAGAGUUCAAUAGGUUGCUCUCAAGAGGCUACUGCAACCUUGCAGUUUGUUACAACAUGGAGAAUAUGCCUCGUCGCGCUUGUAGCGCGUGCAAUAGGGUAACCAUUCCAUCGGCAAAAGCUCAUUUCAAUCACGGGCGAGCUUUAUUUAAAAUUGGGGAAUACAAUUGCGCAAUGGAGCAGUUGCAAAUGUCUCUCGCGAUGGAGCCUAACAACGAAGACACAGUUAAAGAAAUUAGGCUGGUGAACGAGAAACAACGAAAGUAUCUAGAAAUGGAGAAGAAACUUUGGUCAAAUUGCUUGAAGACGAAGCAGGAGGGGAAGAAGGAGGCUUUGUUUCAGACAGCCGCGCGUGAAAUGUGUGAGACAUUCGCAAAAGACAGUCAAUUAUUGAGACAACCACUUCCGGAGUCGUUAACCCCGGAAGAAGAUAAAUGCAUCCGCGAACAGGCUGCCGCAUUCGGUCUGUUAAUUACCACGCACGAAAGAUACGGAAGAGAAGUAACGUAUCUAAACAAAUCUAAUUAUUAAGUCCACUACCUCUAAGCUCAGUAUUAAGCUUGUAUCAUAAAACGUGAAGAGAUGCCUUUACGUUUGUUAAAUACAUUUAUUUUUUUGCACAGA